This is a messenger RNA of Eruca vesicaria subsp. sativa (arugula), 366 nucleotides long. The record is from the annotation of a GenBank genome assembly. NCBI's taxonomy places the organism in Eukaryota, Viridiplantae, Streptophyta, Magnoliopsida, Brassicales, Brassicaceae.
AUGGACUGUGAAGGGUGCGAAAGACGGGUGAGGAAGUCGGUGGAAAGCAUGAAAGGAGUUACCAAUGUCACCGUGGAUCCUAAACAGAGCAAACUAACGGUCGAGGGAUUCGUCCAACCCAACAAAGUGGUGAGACGGGUGAUGCAUCGGACGGGGAAGAAGGCGGAGCUGUGGCCCUACGUGCCUUACGAGGUGGUGCCACACCCUUACGCACCUGGUGCCUAUGACAAGAAAGCCCCUCCUGGCUAUGUUCGCAAUGCACUCGCCGACCCUCUUGUGGCCCCCCUUGCUCGUGCCAGCUCCUUCGAGGUCAAAUACACCUCUGCCUUUAGUGAUGACAAUCCCAACGCUUGCACCAUCAUGUGA